CAGGCAAAAAUUCAACAUGGCAGAAGAGUUGCCCGUUUUGAACACUUUUACUCGCAUGUUUUUUUUCAUAGAGGAAAAUAAGACAAAAGGAGCCAAGAUUAGUUAAAUUCAUUUUGUAAGAGCUUUUAAUUUUACACUAGAAAAUCAUUUUGGUGACAAUUAUUUUUAAAUAAGCUUAAGCUUUGUAUUUCUAAGCUAUAAUGGCCGCGUUGUGACAGACUCUUCAGCUCUGUUAUUUUUGUUCGUUUGUUUAAAGUUUACUUUAAUUUUAUCCGUUUCAGUAGAUAAAGUUGAAAAGAAUGCAUUCAAGAGCUUAUUUAUUACUGGAGAAAGAGUGGUUUAAGCUUCAAAGGGAAGACCUUCCGUGGGUAAGUUGAUCGUGUGUGUAGGUAUCGGUGCAUUUCACUUAAUGUUGUCCCUUACUUAGAGCCAAUCCCCUAAAAGUAACGAAAGCUUUAUUUUGAAUCCCAAAAUUUUAAGCUGGAUUUCAUUGUUACCCUCUAAAUAUAUUCAUUAACUAAAAGUAAAGAUAUCUAUCCUACAACAAUAAACUAACCCAACACUUGUAAGAAAGCAAUAAGUAAUGUUCAUGUACUGUGAACUUAUAACUUGACUUUUGAACUGCUGGUCGUUACCCUGCAAGCAGAGUCUCCCGACUUAUCUAGGAAGAGCAAAGGAGACUCUGCUCGCAGGGUACUGGCCGUGGAAGGUGAGGUGGUUUACGGUCAAGUUAUCCAAUUAAAGUUUUAAAUAGCUUCCUGGCUUUAAAAACCCAUAUGGGUUUUAGCCAGGAAACUAUAUGUGUAAGUAUAACUUUGAGCGACUUGACCUUAAACCACCUUAACUCCCAAGGCCAGUGGUUCAAAAGUCAAGUUUUUUUUUUUUUUUUUCAAAAACUGGGCAUCCACAGAACACUCAGAUGCCAACCUGGCCAUAAAUCCUUGGUCUGUGACAAGGCUGACGGACAGCAAAAUUAUUUGAAUGGAAGGGAAGUUAACCAGUGAUACAUAUGUAGUUUCUGAUAGCAUGCAACUAUCCCCUGAAGUGGGGGUGAAUAUUGAUGGCUAUGCCAAGAUGCAAAGCAUCAAGGUAUAUAUCCAGAACACUAACUGUAAGGGAUAUAUAUGCAGAUCAUCCUCAACCCCAUUCCAUAUACAAUAUUCUGACUCCAUGCAUAAGCUCUCUGUGCUCUUGUCCAUGUAAAUGGACCUCAUAGCACAUGUUCUUCUGUCCAGAGUCAAAACUCUUUACUUCAAGGGUGCCCUCUUAUCCUUCUUUGUCUCGUUUUGUGGAGCAUUGUGCUCUUUUGAAAUUAAGUUGUAGAACUAAAGAAAUAAAGCUUUUAAAGAAUUUUCAGGUACCAUACUUAAGGCACUUACUAGCAGCUGCUGAGAAAAUGUUGUUAAACAUUCACAGAUUUGAGAAAAAAAAAUUUCCGCAAAAUUGGCCAAUUUUUCUGCGAAUUUGUGCCUAAAAAUCCUGCGAAAUUUGACUUCAUCUUCCGCGACCUAUCAGAAGCCCUGAUUAUUGGUAUUUCAUUGUCAGUUAUGCCACUGCUUGAUCAGCACUGUUCUUUGAGUUAUUACAGUGUAGGUUUGGAGUCCUCUGAAUGACAGUUAUUUCCUUUGACAUUAUCAGGGGAUACAGGCAAGGCCUUUAAAUGAGGACAAUAUGUUUACUUGGGAAGGUACCAUAAAGGGUCCAAAGGACACAAUGUGGGAAGGUGAGUGGUGUGUGACAGUUUUGGGUUUGCUUUCAUUUCCAUCAGUCAUCAGUCAGAAAAAAUAAAAGCAUGAUUGAAAGAGUCAUAUGAAGUACAUACCCGGGGUGGUAUAAAUUUCAAAUAGUUGUGUGCUGCCCAGGGUCUUAAACCCUGACCUUAUUUAGGGAUGAGACAAAUUAAAGUUGGUACCCUUUACUCUUCCAAAAAAUGACACCCUCUUUGAGGAAAAAAAGCAAAAACUAACAAUUUAUUGGCAACACAUAAACCUUCAUAAAUUUGCUUUCCUAAUACACUUUUAAAGGGAUAGUUCAGUUUGAACAGAUGAAUUGUUUUUGUGUCUCUUGGCGUUAACACUGUAUGCACUUGAAUUUUACCUGAUACAAUUGUGUACUCUUGUAAGGAUCGCAUCGGGCACUAAAUGGCAACAAAGGCAUUAAUAAUACCCUGAUUAAGGAUCAAGACCCUUAAAAACCAUACCAUAUUGGACUUCUUGAUAGGGCUAAACUCCCUCACUGCAAAACUGAAGGCUGUAGGAGAUAGCAAUAAUAAUGUACAAAGUCAAGAAUAAUUUAUGCCUUAGUUAAUACAAUGUAUAUACAUCUAAUAAUAAUUUUAAACUUAAACAACCAAAGUUAUAACCUGAGAAAUUCAAACAAUUUUUGGAUUCCCAGUAUAAAUACAACCACCUGUAGGACACAAGUUUUUCACGCAAAUUUUCCUAAUUUGCAUGUAUUUUCUUGUGUAUCUUUGCAUGUAUAUUUUUUCACGAGUGUUUCACACAUGUUUUUCUCGUGGAAUUUGCGUGCAACAUGGCAGAUUUCCAUGCAUGAAACACACGUGUAAUGCUGCAAUACCCGUGGCCUGUACUGUACAUGUACAUUGCAUAUUGGUCCUGUAAUAUGAUCCAAACUAAGUAUGCGCAUAUUAAGAGUUCUGAAAGACUUGCUUCUUUUAAGAACCAGGUGAGAAAAGUGGACAUUGAGAACCUCCUAAGAACUGUCACCUGUGCAACUCUUAGAAUAAUGGGGUGGGCAGGGUUUCUGAGUUUGUGUGUGUGUGUUUUUUUGGGAUAGUUAAGUAACUACUAUCCGGUCAAAAAAACUUGGAGUACUUUCAGUUUUGGGGCAUGCACAUUCAGUUCCCUCAUCCCCAUGCAGUGUUGUUGAAAAACGUAGUUUUGGAAAGCUUGAGAGAUUUUCAACUUAGUGAAGGGGGAAGUGGGGGGAAUUGACUGAAUGUUCCAACUAAUUUUCCCGGGGUGGUAGGUGCCCACAAUCAGUUUACACUGUGUGUAAGCUAGGCAUUUUGACACUUAAAUAAAGUGGUAAUUAUUAUUUUAUUAUAUUGGGCAGACCAGGCUACAGGUAUCUAUAACCCACCCUUACAGGAAUUCGGUAUAUAAUUUAAAUUAUACUUUUAAAGACAAUUAAAAGUAUACUUUAUAAAUUUGUGCUUUAAAUAUACUUAAAGUAUAUUUGUAUGAGAGUGUCCCGCUGCCCUCCAGAGUACAUGUAAUGCCUCUGUGUCUGAUCUGUUUGACAGGUGGUGUUUUCAAGUUGUAUCUGCAGUUUAGUGAGCAUUAUAAUGGCCAGCCACCAGAAAUAUUCUUUCACACAAUCCCUUUCCAUCCAAAUGGUGAGCUAAUGUGUUUGUUUCUGAUGUUAAAAAACCAAAGCAGUGUUUUAUGCCUGGAAAUAAUUAUUUUAAUCCAGUAUCAUAAAGAUAAUAAUAAAUUAUUCAUGUUGUGAGGGUAAUUUAUUUUGUGCUUUUGAGUAUAAGUUCAUGCAGUGCUUCAACUGUGCAAAUUUAUAUAUUUGCUGGUACAUGCUUGUAUUGUUUACGGUAAAAGAAGUGUACAAUACAAGAAUUACAAAGAUCUUCCAAAAUGAAGAGACAUGUUUUCUGUUUUGUUAUAGUUACACGUAAAACAGUUUAGGAUAAACUUAAAAAGUACUCACAACUAAAACAGAAUGCUAGUCGGGUUCAUCUUGAUUCUUUCCAAAACACAGCAUUUUGACCUAUUUUUAUUUAUUCCCAUGAGUUUGCCACAAUUAUGGUGCACCUGUACUAAUGGGUGCCUCUUUUACAGCACACUCCCACCUCAACUAUCUGUUUGAAACAAUGUCCAUAGUAACACUUGUGACUCUGUAAGUCUUCAGUGCUGUUCUAUCAUUCAUAUCAGUCUUUUAAUUUUUAGUUGACCCAGACACAGGCCAGGUUUGUGCAGAUUUUUUGGAUGACUUGAGCUGUUGGAAAGAAUGUUACUCAAUUCCUCAUAUGCUACUCAGUCUCCAGGUAGGCAGACUUGAAUGUUAUUACUGCAGUUUGUUUUCUAAAGUGGGUAUAAAUUUCUAGCAUAACAUGUAAAUGCUGACAAAUUUUAUUAAUGUUGUGGGAGAAAAUUAAUAUCAAUGUUAAUCUGUAUUGGUGCUGAAAAUAAUGUUUAGCUUAGUUAGCAAAACAUACAUAUAAAACUAUUUUAGUUGUCCAUCUGGUCACAGUCUGUCUUUAUUUUGUUUCCACAAGAAAGUCACUUAAUGUUGCAUUACAAAUAAGGAUUCAGAUAUAAUAUUAUCGUAGUUACUAAAACAAGGAAUGACCUACAAUGAUCUACAAUGACCUACAAUGAUCUACAAUGACCUACCAUGAUCUACAAUGACCUACAAUGAUCUACAAUGAGCUACUAUAAGCUGCUAGGAGCUAAAAAAAUUAGCCCUACAAUGAGCUACAAAAUGACAGACAAUGAUGUUUGUCGUGUGUCACGCUUGGACGUGACACUGGGCUCAUGGUAUUAAAUUGCCAAGCACAUUUUGAAAAGGCAAAACAAAAAUAAAGCCUGAUCUCAGGUAACUUGAGAAACUUGAAAAUAAAUUAUUGCAAUCGUGUUUUUACCGGCAACACUGUUAUACCCUGUAUUGAUGGAAGUCAUCCUGCGUCUGCGUGAAUCCAGUGUAUUGUCACAUUACUGUUUAAUUUGUUUGAAAAAAAGACAACACAAAACACAACUAACAGGAAAGGUUGCAAGGGAUGGUUUGGACAAAAGUCACAGCACUGUGACAAUACACUGGAUUCACGCAGGCGCAGGAUGAAUAUAAGACGCGUCUUACAUAAGACGCGUCUUAAAUAAGACGCGUCUUAAAUAAGACGCGAACUUUCCGUAUAAAUGGCACAUUUCGUCUAAAAUAAGAUGCGGCUUAGCUAAGACGCGUCUUAUUAGACAAGACAUGCUUGUAUAAAUGGUACAGUUCGCGUCUUAUUUUUCCUCAUAUAAAUGGCCCUAUUAUGUUACAGGUCAAAUCUAAACUCAGGUUAAAAUUUUUCAACCUAAUUUGACUCUAAAUUUCCUUUGUCUCCUCUAGCCCUAAUUAUUAACGAAGUAGGGCUAGGAGACAAAGAAAAUUGAGAAUCAAACCUAGGGAAAAAAAUUUAAACCUGAAUUUAAUUUUGACCUGUAACAUAUACAUCUGAUUCUAGUAAAUUGUUCCCCUUAUUUACGUAUGUAAAUAUGAAUCUCCUAGCAAUGCCAUUGCUUUGAAAUCCAUAUGUACAUGUUAAAUAGUUUAUAUUUGCUCUUUAUAAAUGCACUGCACAGUAGAAAAAUCAGUGUGAUUGUGUCUAUCAUGGGAUACCUCAUUGCAUUGCAGAAAGAAAAACAAUGCACUGAAUAUUAAAAAGAUCUGUUUCAGCCUCCAUAGUGCCAAUCCAGCCUUGCAGGCCAAAGUCUGAUUCAGGCCCUCCUGGAGCCAUUUGAACACAAUUUAAGCCAAACAGCCCUAUCAAAAGCCUAUUCCAGCCCACGCUGCUGCCUAUUUCAGCCCUUGGGUCCAAAUCAGCUCCCUCCCUCAGGGAGCCAAAUGAGACUCAAAAAUAGGACUGUAUUUUAAGCACUGAAACGGCCCUAUUUUUAGGGCUAAAACAGAUCUUUCUGACUUACAAUGAUGAAUGUAAUGAUAAUAAUAUUGUUAUACUUGUACAAACAAUCGUAAAGUAGGUUGAUCACAUCCAUUUAUUAACUACCGUAUAUAAAAAGAGUUGGUCAUUUUGACUGGGUAAAAUGAAGCCAUUUGAAAAUCACCAUUUUAAUCGUAUUGUUAAUUUACUAAGGGAUCUGGUGUAUAGUAGUAGAAUUGGUGUAUAGUAGUAGAAGCUUGUUGCUUGUUUAUCUUACGCCAUACGUCAUAUGAAACCUUAACAAUGUAUAUUUUUAAAUGCAUUUCACGGUAUACUUUCAAUUCAACUUUGUUUCAGAUGCUUCUUCCAAACCCCGUUCUUGAGAAUGCUGUAAAUGCCAGUGCUGCACGUAUUUUUGCCUCGUCGCCCAGUGGAUUUAGACAGACAGUGUUGGACUGUGUUCUUGCCAGUAAGAGGCUGGAAGGUAAUACAUAAUUAAUUUAAGAUACAUUUUAGUAUAUGUAGAACUCUUUUGUAUGAUGUACAAUAUAUAUAACUAUAAUUAUAAGUGCAGACGAAUUGUUAGAAAAUAAAAGUGCAGCAGGGUGCAAAGAAAGUCAGUUUUAGCUUGCCAUUCGGGCUGUAGUAUGUACUAGCCCAAGAGUCUUUAACUAGCCCCCCCAAAAUUUUGAUAAGCAGCAUUGAUUACAGUUCUUCUGUAAUUUGAAUUUGCCACAAAAAUUCACUUGCCCUUUGGGCAUAGCCUGUGAACAGGCUCUCUGUUUUGGGAUAGGGUGGAAAAGUCGCGAGGAGAGAGAAGAAAAAGGGUGGUACCCUUCCCUUCUCUCUCCUGGCGAUUUUUUCACCCUUUCCCCAUACAGAAAGCCUGUUCACAGGCUAUUUGGGCGAGUUAAGAAUAGAAUUCACAAGCCCUAUUGCAAAAUCCAUGUGGAGUUUACAACAGAUUUCUCUCCUAGCACAUAUUCUUGAAUCUGAAUGCUGCCAGGUGCUAGCUAGCGCAAUUUCAGAGGCUUAUUUAAACAGAUCAAAUGAAACGCUGGGAUGGUGAGGCUAGUGAUUUGUGUUGUAUGAAAUAAAUAAUAUUUUGCCGGCAAGGAACGGCAACUGGGUUCGAGUUUUGCGCGGUUCUAGGGUAUUGUUACGAGGCCAUAGCAUAGGUUGGGGGUACACGGUCCCUUUUUUUUCCAGUAGUUGCUUUUUUCGUGUUUACGCGUCCGACUGUGGUGUUUUCAUAUUCACCAUAACGAUGCUAAUUCUACAUUUGAAAACUGUAUAGUUGGUUUGCGCGGUAUAAAUAAAUGUUAUUAUAAAUAAAAUAAUGUUAUUAUGAAAGUGUAUCAUGGGCCUGUCUGCAGACUGACCGAUUCGUUUCUCUAAGCGUUUUGUGUGUGUUCGGUCGGGUAGUGGAGGCAAAAUGUUAGGCGUUGUUGAUAAACUCUGAUAAAAACUAUAUUUGGCAUCGGUCAACAGGUACCUUCUGUCUUAAUUUCAAAAAGGAGGCUAUUUGUUAAUUCAGCCGUUAUGUUUUGUUUGUACUUUACGCCUGUCUAGCUGGCCUAAAACCCCACACGGCGGAUGAAAUCGAUGUGACUCGAAUAUCACCCAAACUUAAUGAACUGCGGCCCGAGAGAACUGAGAGGAAAAAGGUGUCUGGAGUUGGACAAGUCUCGUUUGAUGACUAUCAUGCCAUGUGGAGUGGAAUUGCAACAACAAAACCAGUGUCUGAUGCGUUUAAUCCGCUGAGUGAGGUGUUGAAAGCUGAUUCAAAGUUACAAGCUACACACUUUGGAUUACCACAACAAGAGCUUCAGGAAGAAAUACAUAAACAGCUUAGUGAACAUAACGCUAUUAUGUACGGCAAAUUCGACAGUGGAAAAACAGGGCAGGAUCUAGCCGAGCUCAAGUCCACCAAAAUUCAGCUACUUAAGCAGAUUUAUCUUCCGAAACAGCAAGGUGAAGCUAGAGUCUUUACGUUCUUGUCAAUGUACAGGUGUAUGCACUGUCAUGCAUCUCUAGUAUCUUUUACAGUACCGCUCAAAAGUAAGUUACCGUACUGCAGUCGAUUCUUGAUUCCUGUAUGAAUCGAUGACCGAGCUGUAACAGUCACUGUACAAAUCAAGCUUGAUAUUUGAAGACACAUUUCGAAAAACUUCAAUUCUACAUUUGUAACAAAUAAAUCCGCUCGGGCGACACUAGUGUUGCUGGGUGUCAAUGUAAAGUUGCCAAGAAAUCAGUCAGGGGUGAAUCUUUUGUCCUCUCUGUCUCCCGAAACUCGUUCUUGACUCGAUUCUCGAUUCUCAACUCUCGUAGGAAUCGAGAGUCAUGUAAAGAAUCGAGACUUGCAACAGACUGCUAACUUACCUUGAAGCGGUACUUUAAGUACUUGUGAACGUUAUUGAAAUAUUGUUAAUAUUGUGUAAGCUAUAUUUCUUUAGGGACGGAUCAUUAGAAAACUUAUGGGGGGGCGGGGGGGCGGGCGAAGUACAAAAAAAUAUUCGCGCAAGGGAAAAUUAAACGGAAAAAAAUUCAUGCAAGCCUAUUAACCCUAAGAAAUAUUCAUGCUAUGGCGUAAAAAAAUCAUACAAGGAAUUUGAUACAAAAAAAUUCCUGCAGCUCGAAAAUUCCCCUUCCCCCCCCCCCCAUAACUUUUUUGAUGGUCCGUCCCUUAGUAGAGGUAUCAUAUUAUUGGGCGUGUGACUAUGUUGGAGUGCUGCCUGUCAAGGGAUUACUACUCACCUCCUGUUACAAUGUUACCCUGUAGUGUUGCGGAUUUCUAGGGUUAAAAAGUGCUUUAUUAUUUUAAAAACGUUCCGUGAUGUACAAUGUCGUUCUCUCGUUUAUCAAGUAUGAAUUAUCUACCACUAACCUCUGGGUUACUCCAAAGGAGGCUGCCUCUACCUCGCAAAAACGUGUUUAUUUCAUGCAGAUUCCUCAAAAGUUCCUGGCACUAAAAGCGAAUGUCAGGCAUUGAAGUUACUUGCAACCAAAGUUGUCGAGAAAGGGGAUACCCAUUGCCUCCUGCAGUGUGGUUCCAACUAUCAAUCAUCAAGCCAAAAUUUGAGAUGAAUAUGCAGAAUAUUAUCACUAGCGACGGACGAGUGACACCUACCUGAAAAGAAUUAAUUGUGCUGCUUUUCUACAAGAAUGGACCUUAUUCGGAAUGCCGGCUCAUUUUUAGACUGCAAAGCAGUAGGUUUUUUUUCUCAAAAUCAGUAAAGAAAUCGGUAAAACGUGCCGUAAGAGUCUUGCGUGCGCCGAGCGCGCGAGCCUCACACGCCCGUACGGUUCACAGCGGUCAAACGAGUGAAAUUUGCAAAAGUUAAGCGAAAUACUUCAAAGUUAAGUUUGCUACUUUCACUAUCGAAAAUUUAGGGUAUUAACAACAUCCUGUUAGUUUACUAAACUUUUUAAAAGUUUACUAAAAAAGUUCUAAGUGAUUGAAAACCGAUGCUGACGUUAUUAUCGGCGCCAUUUUCAAACAUGAUUCUCUCUUAGCGCGAAGCGUUUUCAGCGAAAAAAGCUCAAAUUUUUGAGAAAAAUGGAAAGAUAGUUAUGUUGAUUAACUGAUUUAUACAUCUUUGCCCAUUUUUCUCUAACUGGUAAAUGAAAUCCCAGCAAUAAAAAACAAAAAUAACGAUUUAGACGUUUGACCGCGGUGGUCCCGUAGGGUGUGUGAGGCGAGGGAAAAAACAAGCGUCUCUCCCCAGGUCUCGCUCUCUGUUUUCAGCCUCGUUCCAGACCUUUUGUUUGACUGCUCGCGCGUACAUGAAUACGCAAAAAUACGGACUGUUUUGCAGUCUAGCUUAUUUUCUGAUCAUAAUUUUAUUAACUGCUUCUGUUCGAUUGGCUUGCAAACGACCACCGCAGGCAAUUGCUUGGCUAAUAUCAUAGGUGACGAAUUACUCCUUAAUUUUGGCGCGAGAUUUUUAUAGGAUAGCAUGAUUUGUAGUGAUUUUUGGCAUAAAUACCACGAGAGAUAUUUCAAACUUGUUAUACGAAAUUUCACGAGCCGUUAGGCGAGUGAAAUUUGAGACAAUUUUGAAAUAUCACAAGUGGUAUUUAUGCCAAAUAUCAAGUACAAAUCAUGCUAUUAUUUGUUUAUACUACUACCCGCAAAAGGCUUGUAAUUUUCACAUGUAGGUUUUUCAAAUUAAGCUGAAAUACCACUACUCUAAGCCAAUCAAAUUGCAGAAAUUUUUCAUGUAGUAGUAUAACACCUAUACUAAUUUGUAAUUUCACUUGUGAAAUUAAAAAAAAUUGCAAUGGCAACCUUCCGUACGUCUCAGUGUUAAGAUGGCAAGGAAGUUUUAAAAUGCCGUAAAUGAACAUGUUAGGGCACAAAAACAAGCUUCGGAAAACCUCAACACACGAAAGAGCACAUCAAGAAGGAUUCCAACAGGUAUUUUGUCGAAAAAUUUUGAAAAUUCUGAACUUAAGCCAAAUUUAAGGUUUAAACAUUUGAGAGAGUGGAGUUCUUAUCUCGAUCGAUACGAUCCAGGAUAAACAUGUCAAAAAUUCACGACUGCUAACUUAAUUCGUCACCCACGAUACUAAUAGGUAAUCAUAAAGGCUCGAAAAGUUAUUAGGAUUUGGACAAAACGCGCGUGAAAUUAUUUCCUUAUUUCACUCGUUACCAUUGGAUUACACAUACAAACUCGCCGGUUUCAAAAUUUCUCUACUAGGGAAAGAUCUUGCUCUUGUAUCUUUUUGUUUACAGUUGGUCAUAAUUCAGGGUCUCCACUUAUCUUUGUUUUGCUUAGUACGGUUGAUGUUGUAGUCCCUUUUUGCUUUGCUUCUCCCGCCCUUUAUUGAUCAGUUUUAUCGCCGACCCAUAUAGCGGACUUCCUGGGUUUAUGAUUAGCGAUUUUCUCUAAUGAAUGCACUUUUCGCAAAAACGCACUUUAGCAAUUCACAGUGUGUUUACUUCCCUUACUGAAGACAAGUCUGUUAUUUCUACGAGUUCAUCGGAGCCAUCAGGGUUUAUUUUGCCAACUGCAAAUGUUGCACCCAUAAUUGCGAUGAUCUUUACAUUUAAAACAUGCUUCAGGCAGAAAUUCUGAUUUUCUUUAAAACUAAGAAACCAAAAGUCGGUGAUGUUGCCUCAAAGUUAAGUGACUCUGCUCUAUCCUGCAUCAAGUCGGUCUUGUAUUGAGUCGAGCAAUGACAGUUCAGCAAUUAACUUAAGGUACCCGUUUUGGGGAGAGAUUUAUUGUGCGGUCUCUGUUGUGCUCAGAUCGUUUACUAUUGUUGUUGUUGUGUUUUCCUUCAUUUUUUUUCGCCUGAUCUUUCUGGCGUUACUUUGCAGGCCUGUCAAGUGUAGAUUCCCCGACACCAAGAACAAUUACCAAUGCGCCCUCACCGUCAACUACAAUCGCGAGAGAUUUGGAACCCCAUGAUCGCGAAGUGGAAGAGUUAUUAGCGUGGACAAAUACCCUGCCUUAGCUACAGCAGUUGUGAACUUUACAUUGUAACUAGUUAGACAACAUUUUGUACGCGCGCGUACAGCUGAACACACGUUUCAGUCAAUUGCCUUGGUUGAGGCUAUGAACGCACUCACGCCACCCACAGAAAGACCGUAAAAACUUCACUUGUAGUGAUGUUUCUUCUGGCAGGCGCACAAGCAACUCAGAAAGAGCAACAAAAUGUAAAGUAUUUUAAAAUACGUUGUGGUUAUCACUCACAAUGCACCGUACUUGGAAUUGCAAUGUAUUUACCAUACAGCGAUAGAUGCAAAUUGUAAUAUAUAUGUAUUUUUGUCUCCAGUCAAGUGUAGAUAAGAGAAGAUUAUUUUAAGUAGAACAAUUUUACUAACUCAACAUUCGAAGGCUACAGCGCUGCGGUUGAAUUUUUCUCCAAUGUACUCAGUCGUGGAAAGUAAAUUUGUAGCCACUCAAAUACAGCGGUAAAUAAUGUCAAAAAUCUGUCAAAAAUGUGACUUUUAUUUUUAAUUGGCGGUGGUCGUGAAACAGAAAGGUCAUUCUCUUUUAAAAUAAUUAACCAGCCUUUGAGUUCAGUGAAAUCGCGAGAAACUGUUAUUUUGUUGAUAGCGUUCGGCCAUGUUUGCUAAACAGCAUGUUAUGGUCUUCAAUAGUUUUCUGUUUCGAGCACCUGUAACAAUUCCACUUUUUCCAUUGAGCAAAUUGGCAUUACCCCUACCUUCAAUUUUGGAUAAAGCAGAA
Messenger RNA from Porites evermanni, 11814 nucleotides. Lineage: Eukaryota; Metazoa; Cnidaria; Anthozoa; Scleractinia; Poritidae. The record is from the annotation of a GenBank genome assembly.